Xenopus laevis (African clawed frog) is the source of this 3411-nucleotide messenger RNA. RefSeq names its product zinc finger protein 704. Bases 196 to 1374 code for a protein of 392 amino acids. NCBI's taxonomy places the organism in Eukaryota, Metazoa, Chordata, Amphibia, Anura, Pipidae. The transcript is spliced from 9 exons. The record is from RefSeq and is a predicted model, not a curated record.
UUCCAGCCGUUCACGUACUAAGGAUUCCCUGCGCAUCAGAACAGUUCCAGCCACUGCGACCAAUAUGUUCGCUUAGGGGCUGUCGGGAGUGGUCGGAACUUAGUGACAGCAGAGCGCAGAGGCUAGCAAAUCGCCCCGCAUCUUUGUGAGCACGUGACACAAGUGUUCGGGAAAACAACAACAAUCCCCCAGCCAAUGGAAAUAGGGGGUAUGGCCACGUGCCAAGGGGCGUGCCGCUUGUUGAUGUUCGAUCUUGGCCUAUUGGAACCAAGGAGGAGGGUGUCCCUCUCUUGCUGUGACUCUGGAGCCAGAUUUGAGCGUGACAGGAUUUUGGAGUCUCAGGCCGGGCAUGGCCAGCACCAUAUACUUCCUACCCAGCAGCCUCAGUAUGGUAGCAGCUACAGCCCACAGGCACCGCCCUCUUCUGUCAUUCCUGUCCCCAAACACAGGCUGGAUGAGGCAAUUGCUGCUGCUGCCUUGACGAGUUUGUCAUCGGGCCCCAUGGCUCUGGGAGUGGGGAGCACAGACUCUAACGGACAACAGUGUUGGGAUAGCACUGCCGUUUCCUCCAUUCACAGAAGCAUAAAUACCAGUGGGCUGUACAUUGAAAUGCCUGCCUCAUCCAUCUCAUCUCCCCCUCCGCACUCAGCGCACUCCUGCUUCCACCCAGAUGCUGCCAUUGAGGAUUCAGACACCACCCACCUCUUGUUUGGUGAUCCGAUUCCACGAAAGAGAAAGAAUUCCGGCCGGAUUAUGUUUCGUUGCUUGUGGAAGAAUUGUGGAAAGGUUCUUAGCACUUCUGCUGCCAUCCAGAAACAUAUCCGAACAGUCCAUCUUGGGCGGAGCACAGAGCAAGAGCACAAUGAUGGGGAAGAGGAUUUCUAUUAUACAGAAAUUGAUGUCAACAUAGAUACUCUGAGUGAUGGACUCUCCAAUCUGACUCCCACCUCACCCACCACAUGUGGACCCCCAUCCUUUCCAUACGCCAUGUCCCUGGGAGCUGUCAAUGGCACAGAAUUGCCUCUCAUAUCCCCACUGAGUCUUUCUGCUCCUGGCAACCUAUGCCACGUGCACUCAGAUCAUGCAUAUCAGGCUUUGUCUCCUGUCACCAUUUCUGACAACCCCAAAGUUGGAUUUUCCUGGCAGUCACCCCCAUUGCUCAUCAAAGCUCCAGCAGUCCUUCCAGCGUUGAGUAUAACUGAGAAGGUGCAGCCGCAAGUGAUCACUGCUCCCUCGCUCUCUAAGCCAAGCGCAGUGACCCGAAAGCCACGUGGAGAAGCCAAGAAGUGCCGCAAGGUGUAUGGGAUGGAGAGGAGGGACAUGUGGUGCACGGCGUGUCGCUGGAAGAAGGCCUGCCAGAGGUUCAUAGACUGAAGGGUGCUGGGGUACUUUAAAUUGGAUCCAGGACAGUUUUAAUCUUUAAUAAUGAAUUCCCUUUUCCCAUUUUGUUCCAGUGGAGCUCAGUGUGGCCUGUUGGUCAGGGUCAGUGUCCUGCAUCAUGGGGCAUUGAGGGGCCAGAGCAAGUCAUUUUUAUAGGGCGAUGGGCACCACAGGGACAUGGUGGGGCAACUGUGCAUUUAAAGAUGUUCCAGGCUGUACCUUAGCCAGCACCUUUGACAUUUAUUGCACCCCACUAUAGGCACAGCUCAACCUCGGGGGUAGUUGGGGCACUUUUUUUUGCCUGUGUGUAAGGGUCAUGCUCCUCCAGCCUCAUUGUAUAAUAUUGGGGGGCACUUUCCGGCCUCUUGGGGAGGGAUACAUUAAUACCCCCAGACCCUGGGACUGUCCUAUCCUGCUAAUAUCCCUAGGAGUGCACUGCACACUAUUUCACCCUGGAUUCAGGCAUGCUUGUUUUUGCCCCGGCGGGGGGGGGAUAUUAGCAGUUUGUCGCUAUCUUUGCACAGUAAGGGGCACAUUUUAUACGUGUUUUAGUGAGUUUUUGUAUUCUGUGACCUUUAAAGCAACAGCAGCACUAUUACUGGGGAAAGUGUGAGCUUGCAGUGGCCGCACUACGUCGGUGCUGUUUGUGGGAGUAUAAUAUACUGCACUGUAUCAGGUGGGACGGUAGUUGCCAAUAGGGGGUACAUUUGUGUAUGUAAGGGGGCAGUUGUACUGUGGCAGAAUCAUGAAUAGUGUGACUGGGGGAAGCGUACGGAGUGUGUGUGUGUGACUGGGGGCAUCACCCUGAGUUGUACUGAAGACCCCUAGGAGGACUGGGAAGGGUCAGUGCAGUGGGCCCAUAGAUUAGGGUGCCUGCGGGUCAGGCAAAGUGACUAGUCUCAUGUAACCCAGUAUGAAAAAGACCCACCUUCUCCAGCAGUUACUGCCCCUGCCCUAAACUGUGCAUAGGGUUGCCACCUUUUCUGGGAAAAAAUACCGGCCUUCCUAUAUAUUUAUCUUUUUUCCCUAUUCAUAACAUUGGGAUCAGCCAUCAUUUUUACCGGCCAGGCCCUACCUGUGCAUCUGGCCAUUUGCAAGAUCUGGGGCAGUUCCCAUGAGGCUUUUCUGCCCAACAACCCCCCCCCAUCAAACUUGUAGCCAAGGUAGUGACAUCACACUCUAAUGAGCUGGUGAUUGGUGGGGCAGUUGCAGAUUGUGUCCAACCGUUUUACAAACUCACUCUAGAGCUAAUUUGGCCCUUGGGCUUGGAACACAGUCCUUCCUCCUGCCUCGUUCUUCCCUCUGUGCUGGGUCAAUUCUACCAAAUCACAGCCAGUUGCUGCUGGUACCAAUAGGGGCCUGGAGUAGUGAGCUCAGUGCAUGUAUAUAGUGAGGCACGGCCGGGCACCCCCGAAACUGAGCGCCUCAUUUAUAUGGGCCCUUAGGCUGCUGCUGGAGGGGAGUGUGGUUCUUUCUGCUUGAUAUGAUUUGGUAUCCCCUGCACCUCUGACCUGUGUCUGCACAAGCCAUCUACAGGGGCAGAGUUGUACCCAUGUGCAUGGAGGUGGCGUGUGGCAGAAAGCACGGAUAUGUCACAUGUCUCUAAAGGGCUUCUCUGGGACAUUCCAAAGUUGCAUGUGAAACGGAGGCUUCAUAUAAACUUUAUGUGUAACGAUAAUGGGGAAAACUUUCUUGCACUAAGUGUGGCCGGGCGUGUCAGGCUUCCUGUGCCACUGAGAUUGCACUAAGUUUGGCCGGUGCAUCAGGAUUACUGUGCACAGAGUGUGGCUGGGAGUGUUGGCGUCUGCAUUUGCAUUGCGCGCUCUUCAGUCAGUGCCACUGAGUCUUUGGGGGGGGGGGGUUCCUGUAGGAAACUGUGUGCACUGGGUGGGUAUAUGGAUAUUACUUUCCAUUUGUCAGGCUGAGUUUGUGACAUGACACAGCGCCACCUUAUGGAGCAAUUGUGCCAAGCACAGAGCUGAACCUCUCACGUCUAUCCGCAGAAAUUAAAGAUUUUCUUUUUGUACCUUU